AUGAAUUCAAAAUGGCUGCGAUGUGUUCAUCGACAACAAAACUCUCAAGUUAGGUUGAUAUGCUUUCCUUGGGCCGGCGGCAGUGCAGCAUUCUAUGGAAACUGGGGAAAGAAAUUUACUAGGGAAAUUGAGGGUUUGUGUCAAUUUUCCCUCUUUUUAGUUUCAAAUUAAUACUUAAUGAGAACUGCUUUCCGAAUGACAGCUGCAAUUAUUCCAGUCGUUACCCGGCACUAAGCGAAUUAACUCGAAGGACUGAUACGCCAAAGAUUAUCAUCUCGCCAAUCUUUUUAGCAUUAAUAAAAGAUUUCAAUUUUAUUGAAUUCUAUAUGAGAGAAAUAUCAACAAAAGUAAUCCAAUUUUUUACGUACACCGUGCGCAUUCUGACAGCAUAAUGACAACAUUUUUCAUUUCCGGUUUCCGCCCCCCCGCCCCCCCGUUUCACAGAGACACUUGAGCAAAAGUGUACUUCCAUCUGUGAUGCAUGCUACUAAAGAAAUUGACUUUGAAUGCUUAUAUAGAUAUACCUUUAUGCACAGCCCUAAGUGGUAGAUGCCAGUGGCUAAAAAUAAUGACUUUCUAUCUUUAACAAUCCAAAGGGAGACCAAAACCUGUUAAUUUUUCCCCCAGGCAGUUACCCCACCCCCCUCCCCCCCAGCACUUCCCACUUGAUGGACAUGUUUUGGAAAUUCAAUGAAUCACCAUUUGGUCUAAAUAUUGGUGAGCGUUUCGUAUUGUAGACCUUAAUGUAAAACUUUAAAGGGGUUCCCACAGUGUAACUGGAGUGGGGUAAUGCAAAGACAGUAAGAGUGGGGCAUGGGAACAUCUAGUUGUUAAAUUUGACAAAUUUGUACCUAAUUGUUAAUGUUUUACCGUCCACUUCUGUUAAGUGAUAGUGACCACUCAAAAUCCUGUGAUUCGAAGGUUGAUUACGAGACAUGGUAGUCCAUUUCUGGUCACUCUCUCUUUGAUAUGCAAUUGGAGGUUGCCGCUUACGACAGCUGUAACACAGAUCAGGACCAUCUCUUCUGGCAACAAGUCUGACAUAUCUAUUUACUCAAAGAGAAUUGUUGCAUACAGUUUCUGAGUUAGAAUAUUGGCAAUCUCAUGUACUUCCCGCUAAAAAAAUCCUCUUAUACUCUGAGUUACGUAAUCUAUAUUAGCGAAUAUAGAAAUGAGAAAAUAUUUUUGGUCACUUAUAGGGCAAAAAGGUAUUGCAUUGUGGUCACUCACAAGAAGUGUUACUUUACAAGAGGUUCCAACUAUAAUAGUGAUUUAAUUGGGGAAAUUUUAAAAUUUUGGAAAGGCUGCUGCUUACGAAAGGCGGUCGCACAUAAAAGUCCAACUGUAGUUAUAUAAUUUUUGGUCUUGUUGUCUUUGUCUUAUCUACAGUGUAUGGGGUUUGUUUACCUGGCCGUGAGAGCAGGUUUUCAGAGCCGUUUAAUACAGACUGGGAGUCUCUUGUGAAAGACAUUUGCCAGGAUGUGCAAGGGAUUCUAAGAGAAAAGCCUUUUGCUCUCUGGGGACACAGGUUAGUGGCAAGUAGCCACAGUAAAUAACCAAAGUAAUAAUAAUUGCCAACCUAUCAAGCUGCCAGUAUCUCAUCUUUGCUGGAUAGAGGUCAGUCUCCCCAGGGUGGUACCCCCUAUUAAAAUGAUGGAAUAAAUAUUGCAAAAAUUAAUUAUAACUUUUAUCACUGGGUGUGAGGCAUGUGUGGCCAAUUGGUUAUUACACCUCAAACUCCGGAUCUGGAGGUCCAGGUGUCAAGCGUCGUCUCGCUGUUGUUUCCUUAGACAAGGAACUUUACUCUACUUGAGCCAGGUGUAUAUUAAAUGGGUACCGGUGACGUACUGGUGGGGGGUAACCCUGUGAUAGGCUAGCUUCCAGUCAAGGGGAAGUAGCAAUACUCAUAGGAAAUAUAUGCCUUAUGCUAAGGAAGCCAGGAUAAACUCCAGCUGUUUAGGGCUUUGUCUUGUGUGCGCCUUUACCAUUAGAGUGUAAAUUUGCUAAGAGUUAGAGGAGGACUUGGAUUACAAGUCCAGGCCUAUAUUAAACUGCUCAGACUCUUUACUUCCACUUUAGAAGGUACAUGGAAAUAUAGCAUUUUUCAUUGGUGUCAAUCCCUGAAAGCUACAUUCAGUGGACCAACAUGCAUCCUUAUUAUUUUAAUAUCACUUGUGAAAGGAACUCUUGUGGAAUGAUUUUCCACCAUUUUUAUUGUUGUCCCCUAAAGUCUAGGUGGUGGAAUUUGCUUUGAGGUAGCGAGACAUCUAAAACUGCAGCAUAACUUGCAGCCAGUUCACAUGUUGAUAUCAUCAGCAUCAGCACCUCAGGUUGGUUGCAGACACACCUUCAGUUCAAUAUUAUUGACCUCGUUCGAGUACCACCGUAAAACUCUUGAUACAGCUCUGGAUGGCAUAUAGUGCUCUGUUGUUUGUAGUUUUCUGUCAUCUCCAAAGGACUUGAAAUUUAGAUUGUGUUAUAUUAGGGUUGGUUGGGUUGGUUAGGUUUUUUCAUGCUAUAAUGGGAAAAAAAGGUUUUUGGUUAGUUUGGCUGAUCAAGUUAGUUGAAAUGGUUGAAAAUGAUUGGUAGCAUCUGCUGAUCUUUUAGGAAGCGUGCAUCACUUUUAAAUUGUUACAUCAAUUAAUGGGAUUUUGUCUUAGUUAAAACUUUCUGCAUAGUUAGUCAAGUCAUUCCAAAAUGAGAUUAUUAUAUCUGAUGUCUGUAAAAUUAGGCUAUUUGCAUGGUUUUGAUUAACAGUGAUUUACGGAAACAGAGAUAAGUAAAAAAGAGAGUAAAAAGUCGAAAUUACCAAUUGCAGGCUCUUUGAAAAUCAUAUGGGCGUGAUCAUAUACCUUGCUUUUGUAUUGUUCAAACCUGAAAGAUUGAAAGAAAAAAAUUGAGACAGUAUUCUAGUUUGUAUAAUAUUUCUUACAGGUUCCAAGAACAGUUCUUGAUGUUUCAAGUUUGAGUGAUGAUGACUUAAUCCAAAAAAUCCGCAACUGGGGAGGAACACCAAAAGUCUUGACCGAAAACAAAGACAUGAUGAAGAUUGCUGCUCGUGUUUUAAGAGCUGACCUGACACUCCUCCAAAACUACAGGUAGCAUAAACUUGAAAUACCAAAAAUACAUUAGCAGACUGACAGGAUGUAGUGAUGAAGAGGGAGGGGCUGCCCAUUAUAAAUCAUUUCAAAAGCUACCGUAACGCUUUUUUUUCUUUAUGUAUCGCUUUCUGAUAAAAUGAACGACUUAAUCCAUUCAUACCGGAUCUUCAAUUUAUUUACCGAAAAACUUCCAACGAACCUACUUGCCUUUUUAUCAGGUCAUAUUUUAAUCAAAUAAAACCUCACAGUCUAUCCAAAUCUGUGUCUGUUUUUUGGACAUUAAGGUCGAUUUUCUCAAAGAGUUAGAUUUAUAACUAUUUGGGUUGAGGCCUUUUGCCUAAACACUGAAAAAGAUGGAAAUUUAUACAAUGACUGUGUGUUCUAAAAAAGUUCGCGUGGGUAGUGAGAAGUGAUCAAUUGAGCAGUCCAUAGUUUACUUUUUGACUGCAUAUUUGGUCCAUUUAAUGGAAAAUGUCCUUCGGCAAAGUCGUCUCUGAGUGUUAGACUCUAGAAAUUGAUUUUGUCAAUUGAGCUGACAAAAGAAAACUGCCCUUGUACCGUCGGUUGAGCGGCUCAGGUAUCACGCAUUAUAGUGUAGAUAAUCAUGUUUUGGCUGCGGAGACGCCCCUUCUCUUUUUGUCCCCUUCGCCAAGAUGCCGUGAUAGUCUACCACCACCGCUUCCGGACGACUGGGAGCUAAUCAGAUGUUUUGGUGAUGAACCAUGGUCAGGAAAGUCGGGUGUUUUAAUAUUUAGAAGUAGGCUAAUUCUCUGAGCCAACCGCGAUUGUUGCCAAUUGAUUUGAGCUAGCAGUUUAUUGAUUUGCAUUCUAAUCUAAUAUCCAACUGUAGGUUUGAAACUAAUAACAGCGUAGUCUUGAAUUGCCCCGUUACAUGCUUCGAUGGUUCAACAGAUCUUCACGAUCAAGAUGGUAUGUAAGCUUUCUAGUCCCCGCGCCGACAGCGCAUUUUUUCCACUGCUAGAUCUUUAACUUACGUGCCCAAACUAAGCCGGGUAACCUAAGGAUUUUGCAGCCUCGUUCCCACCCUCCCCUCCUUUUGGAGGUUUUGUUGUUGUUAUCAAUAAACCCGGGCCCACCGUUUUCUUUCGCCAUCGGUUUUUAAAAAUCUCACGGCGAGUUCCCCAGGCUUUGAUUUAACGCAAACUUACUUUGACGCUCUUUAUUUGAUUGCAUUCCAGCACGUGCCGGCGGAGUCGGCACGUAGUACUGAUAAGAUAAACUUCCCAGAGUAGAAUAAUUGCUUACACCGCCCCAUUAAGUUGCACGAUGCUGGCUGGAAGUUUCAGCUCGUUGUGCCUAUAUGUCGCCGUGGUGUCAAUAUCGCGGGGGAAAUAAGUAAGGCUAUAUGGCCACGAUAUGGCGGAAGUCUUCUUCCACGUACGCCGAUCGCGGAGUGGUGUUCUACCCUUUACAGUCAAUUCUCUCUAAGAGGGACACCUUUGGGACCGGCACUAGCUGUCCGUCUUAGAGAGAUGUCCGUCUUAUAGAAAGUCAAAUAGAGGGAGCAAAGAAAGGCAGGGACCAACUCUAGGUGUCCGUUUUACAGAGGUGUCCGUCUUAUAGAGGUGUCCGUUAAGAGAGAGUCGACUGUACACCAUAUGUUUUUUUGUCAUGUUUUCACUAGACUUUAAUUUAAAGUCUAGCCAAAGGAACUGCGACAUUAAUUGACUGUGGUUUUCCAUUUUUACCCUCUUCAGACACUUUCUUUGGAAUCUGUUAGAAGACACUUCCCUCUCACCUAUAGUUGGUCCAUGCGUUCUUUAGUCAUUUUCUUUGACUCGCUGUAAGGCGGACACCUCCCUUAAAUGGACACUUAGAUUUUGGUUGUGCAGUCUCUUAGGUAGGCUCGAUUUCCGCCGUCUCAUUUUCCCGAACAGCGGCUGGUAAUCGAGGCUAUUUCUUAGGCGGACACCUCUCUAUGAGACGCUCCAAGACUUAAGGUGAUGUUACACGGGACGAUUCGCAACGACGACUUUUAGCGCAACACAGCAUUGCAAUGUUGGAGCAAUGUUGUAACCAUUCGAAACAAUGUCGUAGCAAUGUUGCCACGCUGCAUUUCGCUAAAAAUCGUCGUUGUGAAUCGUCCCGUGUAUCAUCAACUUAAGUCUUGGAGCGGAGAGUUGACUGUAGACAGAGAGUCAAAGAGAAAACCAUAGUAACAUCGAUCUGAAGGAUGAGGUCGAACACCUUAAGUUUAAUAGCCACAUCUCUAUUUUUUUGUUAAUUGCUUUGUAAUUAGAUUGUGUUUUUUUCUUUUUUUUUUUGUUCUUACAGGUUGGGCAGAACUUAUGCAUGGUCCUUUUAAGAGACAUAUUCUUCCUGGUGGCCACUUUUAUUUCAUGGAAGGAGACAACGAAACUUCUCUCAUAAACCUUAUUUCUGCUGCU
Porites evermanni is the source of this 5509-nucleotide messenger RNA. The record is from the annotation of a GenBank genome assembly. Lineage: Eukaryota; Metazoa; Cnidaria; Anthozoa; Scleractinia; Poritidae.